AUGCCUGGGACUAAGCGAUCCUCGAUUGCAUCCAAGAGGCUGCGCGCAGCUGGGGAGCGCAGUCGGGACUACGCCUACUACCUGGAACUGCCCCUCCUGCGGCACUCGCAGGAGUCGCCGCUGCCUUGCCGCGAGACACCUGCCGCCUUCGAGGCUGUCAAUUCGAGCUUUUCGGCUACAGUGCAUGCCCUCUUCGACGCUUUCCACGACUUUGAGAAGUUGAGCAAGACACACGAUGGCAACGAGUUCAUCCGCAAAGGGGGCCUCGAGCUUGAUCUUCACGUCGUCAACCAGUCAUUCGACCGCUCCCCGGGAGGCGUGCACCGUGUCUUCCACUCACGCCGUCUCUUCCUGCGCGAGCACGAAGAGGGCGAAGAGAUCAAUGACGAGUAUGCCGAUCAGGGGGGAGGCGAUGAAGAGCAGGAGCGCGAUACGGGCAUAUUCCCUACAGAGCCCCUACAGUACAAGAUCGAACCCCUCCUCUUGGCUUUUACCGCGGCGUUGAAGAGCAUGCCUGCUUUAGAGGGGGCAGAGCUUUUCACCUACCUGGCCUGGCAGCCUUCGCAGGAGAGGCAGCUCGAAUACGAAGGCAGCGACGAAAAGCCCUAUAACCGUGAAGAUCGAGCUAUCCAUAGAUGGGGUGUUGGAGCAUGGAGGCCAGGUGACAAUGUGACCCAGUUGUUUGACGCAUUGGACGGGGAGGACGGCAAGGUGGAGAUUAUGUGGAAGCCCUUCGAAUAUAUGAUCAUUAGGGACUGA
Messenger RNA from Neoarthrinium moseri, 759 nucleotides. RefSeq lists its product as uncharacterized. Bases 1 to 759 code for a protein of 252 amino acids. The transcript has 3 exons. The record is from RefSeq and is a predicted model, not a curated record. Lineage: Eukaryota; Fungi; Ascomycota; Sordariomycetes; Amphisphaeriales; Apiosporaceae.